UGGUAAGCUUUGCGUAAUUGACUAACUCAAAGUAUUAUAAAAAGUAUCGAUUUUUAUAGAAUUGAUUAUGCCACCCACCGCUUUGCAACCACAAACGAUACCUACGGAAAGAAGUGUAGUGGUCUCUACAAGACGGCCUGAAAGAUUAAUUCCUGUAUAUGACAAAUGUGCGUAAAGUAUGACUUGUGUUAUCAGUCUUUCUAACAUCUUCUUUCUUAUCUCCAGAUGCAAUGCUGGUAUAUUAUGACGAAGAUCAUUGUCUUACUGUUCAAACGACAACGAAUCUGUAUUACUUUUGUUUUCGACGACAAGAAUGCACACAUACAAAGGCCUAUUGCACUAAAUGGUCUCAAGCGAAAAGAAAAUGUCGGAAAAAAGGUGCUGAUUUAUUAACAAUUGAAAAUGACGAAGAAAGAAAACUUGUUACGGACAUUACAUCUAUAUACUUAAAUGAAUCGUUGCUAACGUACAAUGGUAGUACAUACAAAUACUACAAAUUAGCCGAUUUUCUAUGGAUUGAUGGAGUGCAACAGGCUGACCGUGUUACCUAUGUGUGGGAUAUAAUUGGUAAUAGCACAAUUCCUGACCAUUUAUGGUGUUUAUCUGGUUGUAAUGGUAAAGACCGUAAUCGUGUCAUGUUGAAUAUGCGAUGUAGCAGUGGUCUUGCUUGUCUUGGAACACGAAAAGAAUGGGCAGCAGGACCGUUUGUUUGUAAAAAACAGAAACUUGUUGAUGCUUGUCCAGUAACCGCUGAUCGAGUUAACAGUAUACAUUUUAACGAGAUGCUUAUUGUAUCAACGAAUCGCACAUACAUGGCGGUAAAAUGUAAAGUUUUAGAAUAUCCCUAUCAAUUAGAAUAUCAGUGUGUAGAUGGAGACUUCAGAGAAUUUAAUCAAAAUCAUCAAACGAACGUCUACUUUUGUCCAAAGGAAAUAAUUUCAACACCUGUUCAAAAUUUAAUCGACCACAGUCAUACAGGAACAGCACGAGCGAUUACAACAUCAACACAAUAUACGGAAGUCAAGCAAACAUGUUCUCGACAUCAGUUGGAAAACAUAAUUGGUGAUCUUCCGACCCACCCACGAAACGUUUAUCCUAUCUACAGUCAAAAACAUGUUGAAUUAAGAUGUAGUUUUGAUCACUCGAUUACAGUCACUUAUACAUGUUAUACUGAUAAUAAAUGGCAUUAUGUUAGCGGAAUAUUUGAAAGUUUUCGACAAUGUAUACCACCACCUGUACGUUGUACUCAAAUGGAAUCAUUCAACACUAUUAAUAAAUAUUUUACACCUGAUCAAGGAACAAAAAUUAUGUCAAGAUAUGGUUCAGACGAAACAAUAAUCAUUUAUGAGUGUCACGAUUUCAAAUCUCGACGCUAUAUAGUUCAAUACAAAUGUGGUUCCAACGAAAUUUUGAACAAUUAUCAGCUGAAUAAAUUAAAUUCGUGUUUAACAAGUUAUCCAAGUACAACGUCUACUUCAUCAACGCUUAUUAUUCCAACAGUGUCCAUGCCACAAAUUAGCUCUUGUCCAGUGAUCCCACCUCGAUGUACGAAUGGUUCAGUUUAUAUCGAUAAAUUUGGUUGUACAAGAAAAGAAUGUCCUCCAAAACAUAACUAUUGCAAAGGUAUCACAUGUCCGAAUGAUCGAGUAUGUAGAUCGAUUAAAUGUUCAUCGAAUACAGAUCAAUCUUGUUACAAUGGUAGAAAACCAUUUUGUAUAUUAAAAUCAAAAGAAAAAUCGAAUCGAUUAUGUCAAUUAGAGCCAAUGCGUCUACAACUGAAUAAAGCGAAUAAAAAAAUUGGAAUUAAUUAUGAUCAAUCUCAAAAUAAAUUGAAAUUAGUUCUAGAUGAGAUAGAACAAUGGGAACAUGAUGCACUUGUUCUCAUCAAAUCUCGUGCAAAUGAGUAUCGAAAAAAUAUCACAAAUCAAUUCAACAUUAGUGUUCAAACGCAUUUGUUGAAUGUACAAUAUGCAAUCAAUGAAUCACAAAUGAAUCUUAAAUCAAAAGUGUGUUUUGAUUCGAUUCGCGAACAACAACGAUUUAGGAGUAAUAUAACAAAUAUUCUAAAUAAUUUAUAUACAAUUGAAGCUACCGCUAAGCUGAUAUCCUUAGAUAGCAAUUUGAUUGUGGGUUAUUAUGUAAUACACACUAAGAGGACUUAA
Molecule: messenger RNA, 2162 nt
Organism: Didymodactylos carnosus
Lineage: Eukaryota; Metazoa; Rotifera; Eurotatoria; Philodinida; Philodinidae
Source: the annotation of a GenBank genome assembly